Scutellospora calospora is the source of this 1365-nucleotide messenger RNA. Lineage: Eukaryota; Fungi; Glomeromycota; Glomeromycetes; Diversisporales; Gigasporaceae. The record is from the annotation of a GenBank genome assembly.
AUGACAGAAAGGAAAGUUUUAGUGCUCGACAAUGGCGCAAAUACUAUCAAAGCUGGAUAUGCAUUUAAUUCACAGCCGAGAGUAACGCGCGGAAAGGGUGAUAAAAAAACCUACAUAGGAGAGCAAAUUAGUUCUUGUACUGAUUUUUCCGGGUUAUAUUAUAGAUUACCUUUUGAAAAAGGAUUUCUUACGAAUUGGGAAGUUGAAAAAGGAAUUUGGGAUAGAAUAUUUUCAAAAGAUAUACUCGAUUGUGAUCCACAAAAAACAAGUCUUCUUAUUACGGAACCAUGUUUUAAUUUACCAAAUAUUCAAAGAACAUAUGAUGAAAUGAUUUUUGAAUUUUAUGAAUUUCAAUCAUAUUGUCGAACAAUCGCUCCAUGGUUAUGCAUCCAAAAUGAUACGUCAAAUCUCUAUCACAGUAGGCCACAGAAUCUCGUUGAACCCCCGGAUUGUGUUUUAGUAGUUGAUUCUGGCUAUUCUUUUACUCACAUAGUCCCUUUUGUCAUGGGUCGACCAAUUCUUCCUGCUAUUCGAAGGAUUAAUAUUGGAGGAAAAUUGUUAACCAACCAUCUUAAAGAAAUUGUAUCAUUUAGAUAUUGGGAUAUGAUGGAUCAAACUUAUGUAAUGAAUGAGGUCAAAGAAGCAUGCUGUUACGUUUCUCGUGAUUUUUUAGCAGAUCUCGAGACGUGUAGGAAAAAUACACGAGAUAAUCCUAUUCUUCAGGAAUACGUGCUUCCCGAUUUUUCAAGGAAUAGCAAGGGAUACAUUAGGGAAAAAAGAAGCGCAUCAGAAAUGUAUGAUCAAUCGGACGAACAAGUUUUAUACAUGAAUAAUGAACGUUUCACCGUACCAGAAAUAUUAUUUAAUCCAUCUGAUAUUGGUAUGAAUCAGGCGGGAAUUCCUGAAGUGAUCGUGGAGGCAAUUAAUGCUACACACCCUGGAAAUCAAAAAAUCGUUCUUAUAAGUAAAAAAGGAUUAUUGGUGGUGGUAACUGACAAGAGUAAUUUGGGUUUAUAUUCAUCAAUUUUGAGUUUAGAAAUGUUUCCUUUUCCUGUAAAUGAUGUAGAUUUGCAUGGAUUAUUUUACGGAAAUAUCGUAUUAGUAGGUGGAAACAGCUUAUUUUCCGGAUAUAAAGAACGAGUCGAAAAAGAUUUACGUAUUCUUGCACCAUCGGAAUUUGAGGUUAAAGUUGAAAUGCCGGAAGAUCCCAUCACGUACGCAUGGCAUGGUGGCAAAAAAUUCGCGUCAACACCAGAGUUUGAUGAAAGAUUAGUAACGCGUUCUGAAUAUUUGGAAUAUGGAAGUAAUAUUUGCCUUAGGAAAUUUGGAUUAGGUGGUGACGAAAUUGAGGAGAUGUCUGAAUAA